AUGUGGGGACAGCCGUACAGGAAGACUGACUUGGAGGCCGGAGCGAGGCCGUUGUAUCCAAUGAUGCUUGAAAGCCCGCAGCUCCGGUGGGCCUUCAUUAGGAAAGUGUAUUCAAUCUUGGCCUUUCAAUUACUUGCGACAAUCGCGGUGGCGGCAGUAGUGGUCUCUGUCCGUCCGAUUGCCGUCUUCUUUUCCACCACUGGGGCCGGUUUGGCUGUUUAUAUACUGCUUAUCUUCGUACCCUUUAUUACUUUGUUGCCUUUGUAUUACUAUCACCAGAAGCAUCCAGUGAAUUACUUGCUGCUUGGGAUUUUUACCAUCUCUCUCGCUUUUGUCGUUGGAUUAACUUGUGCUUUUACUGAAGGCAAGGUGAUUCUGGAGUCUGUGAUUCUAACAAGUGUUGUGGUCGUGAGUCUUACUCUCUACACAUUCUGGGCAGCUAGUAGAGGCCAUGAUUUCAACUUCCUUGGCCCCUUUUUGUUUGGUGCAGUCAUGGUUCUUAUGGUAUUUGCUCUGAUCCAGAUUCUAUUUCCAUUGGGUAGAAUCUCUGUGAUGAUUUAUGGGUGCUUGGCCUCAAUCAUAUUCUGCGGAUAUAUCAUAUAUGAUACUGACAACCUGAUCAAAAGGCACACUUAUGAUGAAUACAUUUGGGCUUCAUGGGCAGACUCCUUUUGUGCUUUCCUUGGAGAAGGUAGAAUCCAUAAGAAGAUUGACAUUGGCCAUGGGGUUGACAUCAGUUCUGGGAUGCUGUCAAAGAAAGAAGGGAUUUGA
Molecule: messenger RNA, 771 nt
Organism: Dovyalis caffra
Lineage: Eukaryota; Viridiplantae; Streptophyta; Magnoliopsida; Malpighiales; Salicaceae
Source: the annotation of a GenBank genome assembly